AACCGUGGUGCAGGUACGACCGCCUCGAUCUCCUCGACUCUCCGCGUUUAGUACUUCGCGGAUCGUCGGCAGGUACCCGCGGUACCGUUUCGCUUCGCACCGUAACACGGUUCUCAUAUUAUUAUUAUUCGUGCAGUCAGGAUUGAUUUUUUUUUUUUUUUAAAUUUGAGAAAGACUGGUUUUCGAGGGUUUGUAAAUUGAGUGCCUAUAGUGUACAGAGUUUUUGGAGAGAGUUUUAUGUGGAUGUUGGUAAUAGGAGCUGAGUAAAGGGCAGGCUUCUCAUCCAGCAGGACAACUAAAGGAGCGAUUUCUGCCUAAAUAGGAUGAUCACCUGAAAAUGACUUCGAGCCGUCAAGCAGGAGGACAAGAUGGCGGCACGAGCUCUUGCAGGGUGAAACUCAAUCACGUACUGGCCAUCGUGGUGCGAAAGGAAGGCUGCCAGGGGGAUCCCGGGGACUUUUGGAUGUACGAAAAUGGCUACUUGUUAUUUCAGGGUUUGUUGUCGUCAAACUCGGUAUGCUGGUGGAAUAACGCCUUGAACGGAGCCACCAAGAGUCUGGUUUAUUAUGGUUACGUGAAUCCUGGUGCCCUGCUGGUGGGUUCCGAACCAUGUGCCAUCGAGGUUCUUAGGAACGCAUGGGCCAGGAGGGUUCUACAGCCACCACCCGGAUACCAAAUCGUCGCACUAGAGGACAUAGAACACUGUACAGCCAACCCAGUACCCCAAACCCAAUGGACACCCCUACCAGAGGCUGUAUGCGCUGUAGUGCUAAGACUGUCUAGUCAAGGAAGACCCGCCGGCAUAGAAACCAUAAGGGAAGCUCUGAUAAUAGCUUUCCCACACGUGUCACCCCCUAGCGAGCAAACUCUAUAUGAUACGUUGGUGCAGCUCACCAAGGAGCGAAAAUUAUAUAAUACUUCUAGUGGGUAUUAUAUCGUUACCCCCGAAAGGAAACGUUCAAGAAGUCAAUCGAGGACGAGACAGCGAAGAGACCAAGAAAAUGGCCUCGAGUUUGCCAGUCAAUCAAAUAAAACUAUGCUUAUGUCGACUGAGGAGGCCAUGGCGAUGGUGCACGGAGAUAUGACGACCGUAAGAGAUGGAAAUGUCACUCACCAGUGCAUCCAGACCAAUUUGGCUGAUGUUAUUUGUGGUGGUAACUCCAGCGAUAAGAUCUUGUAUCCAAGAACGAAACGAAGAACGACGUCUUUCCCCACUCAUAGGAGUCCCGAAGGGCGAGGGUCAUUUAGGCUUUGGAGCUCGAAUAGGAGACUAAGAAGGUCCGCCUCAACCCGAACCAUCCAUAAACAUUACGUAGACACGUCCAGUAGUACGGAUUAUCCUAACAGUGGGGACUCUACACCAACUCCCAAAAAGGAAUCCCUUCUAUCCAGGAUAUUCCGUAGGUCCAAACGGUCCCAGUGCCAAAUUGGCACGUUCAGUGCCCAAUUUCCCCCUAGCGAGUGGUUCAACUCCAAAGCGGUUCAUUUACAUAGUGUUGGCACCCAGACAUUUGCUGAAAAGGACUCUGGAAUCGAUAUUUCAGCCUACCUGGAAACUUGUGAUAUCAGUUCAGGAUCAGCCACGUUACCACGUCAUCAUCAUAGACGUCAACCGUCCAGUGAUGUAACCCUGCCGACCUCCUAUAGCGGAUCCAGAGAAAACUCGCCUGUUUCACGUUUCGGAAAGUCCCCUUACGCAAGCAGCACCUUACCGAGAAAACUGGCGGUGAGGAGUCGAGAUAGCAGCAGAAAAGCGAGCAGAAGUAGCAUAGGGAAAAGUUCGUCGGCGGAGACAAAAAGCGAGACGAAACACGAAAAAAAAGAAAACGAUGUGGCUUCCCCUCGGUUAAACGGAGAUAGACAAUGUGAAAGUGCCGGGUCGAAUUCACCGGUGAAGAACUUGUCAAGUAUAGACAACAGUGGUCCUAGUAGCAUAGAGUCUCAUAAAAGUAGCAGGACGGGCAGCUCAUUGACGUCGGGUCCGUCCAGCCUGGAAAGUCACAAAACCGUGAUAAACAGGCAAACGGUUAGUUCACCAAAGGCAGAUUCUGCCAUAAAAUGCCAGACAAAAAAAGAAGUCACCAGGACUAAAAUAUCUGCAAAAACCAAUGGGAGCAGCAUGAGCCACAGCAACUCCUUCACCCUAGAAGUGACUACCAAUCAAAAUGGCGUCACUGUUGGAAAUGGUAAUGCUACUGCUACAGCCACCAUUAACACCGGAAGUCCAUCUGGAGCGAACACGAAAAUCUACGUGCAAAAUUCACCCGUACGGUCGGUAAUCACGUUUGAAAAUGGCCAAAGUGACCUCACUAAGCCCAAAGUAGUGGUUAUCAAUGGAAAAGAGGAGACCCCAACCAAAAACACUAACAAAGAAUCUCAAAUGACCAAGGAGGAUAACGGUGAAAGUGAAACGAUGAACAACAGUAGGAAGUUGUCGUUGCAACUCCCUGCUAAAGACAGUUUACAGAACUUGAUUAAAAAUGUUUCACAGAGUAGCCACAACCAAUACAUUUCCAGUUCGAAUCCCGAUUCUCCUGUUGCUAACUCGUUUAGGGAUUUUUCAAAAAACUCUACUAUCUACAACAGUAAUCCUUCCAGUCCCACCAAAAGCUAUGAAGGAAUUCCUUUGGGAAAGUUCUUUAAAAAUGACGUUGGGACCAAAAGCAAAGUGGCCGACAAGAACUUUAUCGGUUCCGAACCGAACAUUUGCUACAAGGACGUUCCACUGACCCCAAGAGAAAACCCAAAAAAAGAGUUUCCCAGUCUGAGCGACUUGAGUUUUAACUUUACCAGUUUAGCCGCUCAGAAGAUCUUGAAAGGGGUCAGUAUUAACAGCGUUGACACGUUGGUGGAACUCAACAUGGCUGCGAACAAUAUCGAUAAACCGAAUAAUUGCGAAGUAGUCCAUACCGAUUUUGGCCUUUUCUAAUAAAGUUUCCAAUCAGUUUUCCGGAGGCGUCUUAUGUCAACUUUCCCAGUGAAAGUUUGCGUUAGGAUGUAAUUUAAGACUAAUAAACCGUUUCGGCCUGAAUUAUCACUACACUGCAGUCGGACUAGAGAACUAUUUUAGUCUGACUUUUAACGAUUUGUUUCCAAACUAAAAAGUGUAUUUCAUAUGUGGAAAAUGUACAGGGAAAUUGUUUUAAGUGACACUUUUGGACGUUUCGUUAAAGCCGCGCACUCUCGUGGCAAUGGCAUGCAACAUCUUCAGCUAUUUGUUUAUUUUUAAAUAAUUUUGAAGGAAAAAAUGCGUUGAUUGUGUGACAAAGAAAAACCAGACAAGCUAGCCAAUAAAAAUUAUUUCGAAGCACUGGGAUACAUGAGAAUUGUCCUUAAGGUGGAAACGUCUAACUGUUUACAGAGUCAAUUCAUAUGUGUCAAAUGUAGAACGCCAUUACUAACUGUCAACGGUCUUAACUGUCAUUUGUGUAAAGUUUCAACGCUUUUAGAGAACAUUCAGAUACUAUACAAGGCAUAUUCCAGGGAGAAUUCCAAUGAUCAGAGUAUAUUAUUCUUAAGCAAAAUUCGAAAAAUUAUCCAAGAAUAUUCUUUCUGACUUGUUCGUAUGCUAUUAAUAAUUUGCAAGAUGGCUCAUUUUUAAAAAACUGCGAUUUUUACGUCAGAUAGUUUAGCUGUUAAAAAAGAGUAAAAAGCAACUGAAAUCCAGUUAGAAAAGAAGGAUAAAGGGAUAUUUACAGGCUUUACUUUAUUGAAAAACGACUCUUGGAUCAAAAAUGUUCACACUUUUUAUUCAAUCUCAGAACCCCACGAUUAACCCUCGAAUAAAGAAUUCUCUUAUAACGUCCUUUAAUGCUGAGUAAUUGGUUUUUAUUGGCUUGAACAAGAAAUAACCAGUUUGGCAGUAUUGGUUGUUUCUUCACAUGUCUGUCAGCCUCGUGACGUCAUUCGUUUUACUCUCCUGUGGAAAUGCUUCUGUGUCCUGUAUUAUAAUUUUCUAGGUAAUCAAAGGCGGGAAUUUCGAAAUGUUCACAAGAAAUCGAAUAUAUAAUAAAAAAAAGGUUACCUAAAAUAAUGUCUUAUGUACUUUAUUUUUUAUAUAAGCUUUGUAACUAAUAUUCUUAACUCACCACAGUAAAAAAAAGUAUGUAAUAUUUUUGUAUAUUUAUUUUUAUACCAGUACGUUUUUAGAAUGUAUUAUAUAACAGAACGAUGCCUUUUCUAUGUGAGCAUAGCCAUUUUAUAUGUACAGAAGAGUCAAUAAAUGUUAUGUAUAGAUAAACUAAUGA
Molecule: messenger RNA, 4247 nt
Organism: Anthonomus grandis grandis
Lineage: Eukaryota; Metazoa; Arthropoda; Insecta; Coleoptera; Curculionidae
Gene: knockout
Product: storkhead-box protein 1
Exons: 9
Coding region: 338-2929 (863 amino acids)
Biological process (GO): positive regulation of transcription by RNA polymerase II
Cellular component (GO): cytoplasm; nucleus
Molecular function (GO): DNA-binding transcription activator activity, RNA polymerase II-specific; RNA polymerase II transcription regulatory region sequence-specific DNA binding
Source: RefSeq, a predicted model, not a curated record